Messenger RNA from Apaloderma vittatum (bar-tailed trogon), 2430 nucleotides. RefSeq names its product SHC (Src homology 2 domain containing) family, member 4 (gene SHC4). Lineage: Eukaryota; Metazoa; Chordata; Aves; Trogoniformes; Trogonidae. Gene Ontology annotation, cellular component: plasma membrane. The transcript is spliced from 12 exons. Gene Ontology annotation, molecular function: receptor tyrosine kinase binding. The record is from RefSeq and is a predicted model, not a curated record. Gene Ontology annotation, biological process: cell surface receptor protein tyrosine kinase signaling pathway; intracellular signal transduction.
AUGAGAGAACGCAGCCAGCAGAGCCUCAGUGGACACGUCCUGUAUGUAGGGUUAUUCAGACAUCCAGGAAUGCUGCACAGGUCUAAGUACAGCCGAUUCAGGAAUGAUUCGAUAACAUCCCUAGAUGAAGGUACACAAAAUACGUCUUUAAAUAUCAAAGGUUCUUCUUCCUCUUCCCAUUCUUCAACACCUAAUUUACUGACAGAAGAUGUCUCCUUGGGGCCACAGGACACCUGCACCACUCUGUGCACACUGAUCCCUCGGAUGGCUAACAUUAAACUUGCCAACCCAUCAAAUCUGCCAGGGCUGAAAAGCUUCUGUCUGGGAACGAAAGAGGUGCCACGAAUUAAACUCACAGAGUGUGUGACCAUCCCAAGCAGCCCAACCUCACCUGAUAUCAGCUGUCUCUCGGCUUCUUAUCCACAGCCCAGCUUGGACAGGCUGGCCCUAACCCCAAAGCCAGUAUGGGACUGUGCCGUGCGGGGAGCUGAGGAAGCUGCCUCUGUGGGCAGGCAGGACAGGAGCCUUGCACAGAGCAGUGAAAGUGUGGGGGAGCCAGGAACGACCUAUGGUGUGCGGUACAUGGGCUGUAUUGAAGUACUGCAGUCAAUGAGGUCCCUGGACUUCGGCACCCGAACGCAAGUCACCAGGGAAGCAAUAAGCCGACUGUGUGAAGCUGUAGCAGGUACAAAUGGAGCUAUAAAAAAGCGGAAGCCUCCAGUGAAGUUUCUGUCUUCUGUACUUGGCAAAAGUAACCUUCAGUUUUCUGGCAUGAAUAUAAAGCUGACCAUUUCAACAAGCAGCCUCACUUUGAUUAACGUUGACACGCAGCAGAUUAUUGCCAACCAUCACAUGCAGUCCAUCUCAUUUGCUUCUGGAGGUGACCCAGAUACAACAGACUAUGUUGCAUAUGUAGCAAAAGAUCCUGUUAAUCAGAGAGCAUGCCACAUACUGGAAUGUCCCAAUGGGAUGGCGCAGGAGGUGAUAAACACCAUAGGGCAGGCUUUUGAGCUCCGGUUCAAACAGUACCUGAAGAACCCAUCUAGCCUGGUUACAUCUACUGAAAGCGAGGCAGCAAAUGCUAAUGGAUCAGCUGGGAAUUCACAGGAGAGGGAGGAUCAUGAAUAUUACAAUUAAAUUCCUUCUCCCACUGGUGGAGUGUUAGACAUGCGAAUGAGAGUGCAAACAGACCAAAGGGCUAACUGUCUUCUGCAGGGCAAAAAGCAGUAUUGCUUGACAGGCAGCCCAACAUUCAUCAAUAUAUAUGAAAAUUGUCCAGAAGAAAACAAAACCGUGGGUACUUGUGCUGAAAGAUCACAGAAGACAAAAAAAGAGGCAAUGUUAUUGAAGCCUGCCCACAAAAGAGAUCUUUUUGAUGAUCCAUGUUACAUCAACACACAGAACCUGCAGUCUGCAGUCUGUACAGCCCGCGGUACAGCGACAACACAGAUCCAUGAGAGCCCACUGCGUCAAGCCAAGUUACCGGAAGCUGUUCAGCAGAACGCCACAAGCAACACAGCUGGUCUCUGUGUUCUGCCACAAAUAAAGCAACAGCUAAAGAAUGAAGAUUGUUACCAUGGCAAGUUAAACAGGAAAGCAGCAGAAAGCCUCUUAGUCAACGAUGGCGAUUUUCUGGUGCGAGAGAGUACAACGUCACCUGGUCAGUAUGUCCUCAGCGGACUUCAGGGAGGGCAAGCAAAGCACCUGCUCUUGGUGGACCCUGAGGGCAAGGUGAGAACCAAAGACCAUAUAUUUGAUAGCGUGGGCCAUCUUAUUCAGUAUCACAUGGAAAAUAAUUUGCCAAUCAUCUCUUCUGGAAGUGAAGUGAGCUUGAAGCAACCUGUAAGGAAAGAGAGUAGUGUGGGGCACAUCCAGUAUCACAAAUAAACCCUUGGAUCUUACAAACCACAAGACGGUUCAGACCUGAAAAGUGUACUGAGAACUUUCUAUUAUGAAGACAAUUCAAAAAACUAUAGACUGCACUUUCUGCUGCUGUUCCAGAAGAUACCCUUUUGUGUGUUUAUGUAUGAAUAUAUGUAUAUGUGUAUAUCUAUGUAGAUCUAUAGAGAUCAACAAGCAUAGUUAUAUAGAUAUAUAUAAUCUUAAUUACACCUUUAGAGUGUGAGAUUCGUUUGUGAGAAGGUAUUUUAGACAUGCACAGAUGUCACUUUCAAGGUCAUACUGAAUCAGUAACUAUUUAAAAGCACAAUUAAACCUCUCCAUGCAAAAGCUCACUUGAACGAACUGCUGGAACAUUAGUAUGUGCCUUUUAGCAUAGAAUUACUGGAAACCGAUAUUAUUUAUACUGAAUUAGUUUUGGGUGGUUAAACAAACAUGUCUAAGCUUUUAACUAUUUGCCAAAACAAAUACAAUUUGAAUAUUACUAAAAUGUCAUCUGCUUUCGAUAGACACUAACAAUUUCAUUUUGCU